This is a messenger RNA of Dreissena polymorpha, 4761 nucleotides long. Its product is annotated as N-acetylated-alpha-linked acidic dipeptidase 2-like. The coding region runs from base 538 to 2886 and encodes 782 amino acids. Gene Ontology annotation, molecular function: carboxypeptidase activity. The transcript has 19 exons. NCBI's taxonomy places the organism in Eukaryota, Metazoa, Mollusca, Bivalvia, Myida, Dreissenidae. The record is from RefSeq and is a predicted model, not a curated record.
UGAAUGCACCUUUAACUGGUAAUUUGCAACUACAUGGUAGUUUAAGAUCGCAUUCAGCAGGUGUAAAUGAGAUUGUGUUACAAAGUGAAGAGGUUAAAGAGAUUUAAAGAGAUCAAGCAGUUUAAGUACCUUUAAGUGAACUGUUUAGUUGUUAUAAUUGUGAUAAAGAAACUGAAAUAGCAAUAAAUCAUCCCGGAAUAUACUUAAGGGAGUAUUGGUUCAGAGAAUGAAUUGUUGUUAAAGAAAGUCGAGCAGCAAUAUAUUCUUGCCUAUGGAUACUAAGUCGCAAUGUGAAAGGAGGGUAUACGAUGUAAAAUACAUAAUGACACGAAUUAAAUGAAGUUAUAACUGCUAGUAGUAUACGAUUUGUUGAUACCGCAACACAAGAAGUAAUAUUCAUAUAAAAGGCGUGUUCUUUAAUAAGCAAACAAACUAUUGAUAGUCUAUUCCGUAUGAGUGAAGUGCAAAAUAUUUAGCUAACUGCAACAUUGGAACCACGUUGUUAAGAUAAUCAAACAAAAAUCGUAUUAUAUAAGGAUGCCGUCCAAAGGGCGCUACACGGCUGGGAAGCAGGUGUCGCGAUGGGAGGCCUCGGAUUCUGACAACAUCGACAUAGAAUACAAAAACCUCGAGGGUCAGACAGCGGACACGCCCUACCCCUCUUGCACGUGUCCGCUUGCAGAUAAGAAGGGGCUGGUGAUCAAGGCCUUGGUGUUGACUGUGGUGUUUGGUAUUGGGCUGGUGUUUGGUUUCCUCUUGCGCAAAAGUGUGGAGAAACAUGAUGUACUCCCUGCAGUGCCUAACGUCCCAAUGUACGGACUUAAGCAGGACUACGACCGUGCGUUCAGUCGGACGAUGCAAGAUGAUCUCAACGAGGUGAUCAACUAUGAGGAUCACAUGAAAAUCAUUACGGAAUUCGUCCACAUGUCCGGUCUUGGAUCCGCCAACAAACUCAUCGACUACGUUGAGGCAAAAUGGCGGACGUUUCCGUUUGAUUCCGUAAAAGUCAAGCGUUACAACGUCACGUUGUCAUAUCCCAAUUAUACCAAUAUCGAUGCCAACAUUGUCACCAUCCAGGCUUCGAAUGGCUCCCUGAUCUUUCAAAGUCAGUUCAACCGAUCAAGUGAACACCCCGAGUACCUCCCGUUCAGUGCCUAUUCACCAACAAAAAACGUUACAACGAAAAACAUCGUAUACGGGCAUUAUGCCAGGGCUCAAGAUUUGAAGAGGCUCAGAGAAAAGAAUGUUGCCAUUAAAGACGCAAUCCUUAUUGUUCGUUAUGGCAAAAUAACUCCAGCUAAAAAGGUUCAGAAUGCGGAGGCGGAAGGUGCCGCCGGGGUGAUCCUGUACUCGGACCCCGCGGACUACGCCAACAACCAGUCGGUCGUGUUUCCGGCUAGCUGGUGGCUUCCUGGUUGGGCGGUCCAGUUGUCUCAUGUCCGGUACCAGCUCUCGGGUGACCCAUCCACGCCGGAUUACUCAUCCAUCACGGGCGUUCAUCACCUCACGGAGCCUUCAUCACACUUUCCUAAAAUACCUGUUCAACCAAUCAGAUAUGACGAUGCGAGGAUUCUUCUGAGCAAUAUGAACGGAGAUAUUGUGGAUAACGACUGGUUUGGUGGCCUAAAUAUUACCUAUCGAUAUGGACCUGGUUAUGUCGACAACAGUGUCGUUACGUUAAACGUGGACAACAUGGUACAGGAGAGGAAUAUAACAAAUAUAAUUGGCGUCAUAAAGGGCAACUUUGAAGCAGACAAGUACGUUAUCAUCGGCGCCCAUAUCGACUCCUGGAUGCAGGGUGGGGUGGAUUCUGGCACCGGAUACACCAUCUUGCAGGAGCUGGCGCGCUGCUUCGCCUACCAUAUGAACAAAGGAUGGAAACCUCGGCGUUCCAUUAUGUUUGCCCUUUGGGACGCCGCCAAAUACGGAAAUAUUGGAUCGUACGAGUGGGCGCAGGAAUAUGAACAGGAGCUCAAGGGUGGAGCGGUUGCUUAUAUUAACUUGGAUGCUGCAAUACGAGGAGACUACAGCUUCAGCGGCGCCGCCGAUCCGCUGUUACGCUCCGUACUGAUCCAGGCCGCUCAAACCGUGCUCCUCAACUGCAGUGGCGAGACCUACUGCUCCCAAAGACGCACAGUCUAUCAACAAUGGCUACAGAGCUUUCCUGACCCCACCGAUUCCAGCUUGCCGAGGUUUGAACCGUUGGGUGAAGGAAGUGAUCACGCAUCCUUUUUGUACAGGCUUGGAGUUCCAGUGAUGUUUCCACGAUUUACAUACGAUACACGGAAAUAUCCGUCUCUGCUAAGCUAUCCUGCGUUUGGUGCUCUUGAGGACACGAAAACAUACGUGGAAACGCUAAUAGAUCCUGGCUAUGCGCUUCACAUCACUAUGUCCAAGGUGCUUUGUGACGUCAUAUUGCGGCUCGCUGAUUCCGCUGUCCUGCCGUACGAUUUGGACAGCUUUGCCAGCGCAUUGAAAAAAGGGAAUGCGUCUCUUAGUGAACUAGCCACUGUGGGAGAUAUAUUUUCUCCUCUGCGUGCAGAAUUGAAACGUUUAAUGGAUAAUACAUACGACGUAGUUGCUGAUAUCGUCAGUUUGGAUAAGACAAAUAUAAGUGAGUUUGACCUUUACAUUUGGAACAACAGACUUACCCAACUUAGCCGAGCGUUUCUGUCGGAGCCCGGACUUUCAUCGUCCGAACAUUACAUGAAUUUAUUACAUGGACCAGAUUCUACAGACGCCAAUGAUGACGUCAUAUUUCCUGGAGUCAUUGCGGCAUCGAGCUCAAACAACCCUUCGUUUUCAUCGUUAUAUCAAGAAAUGUCAAGACUUAUAUUAGCAUUGCGUCGAGCCAACAACAUUUUGACUGACGAAAUUAUUACUUGAUCUUCAGAGUACGGAUGUGCUUGGGUCUUAUUGUAUUGGCAAUGUUGAUAUGUCAGAUAAAAAUGAUCUCAGUAGCUCAUGGCAAAAUUCGGAAUGAACAAAUGACGAUUGUGUAGAUAUAUGGGCUAUACACUCAAGCUUAAGAUUUUUGGCCUUGUAUUUAGUCAGCAUGAAUAAUUAUCAGGCAUUUUAGAUUCCUUAAUAUCGUAAGACGUCUCCUAUUAUUUCAACUCUAUUAGUUUGUUUUAUGUAUAUUUCGAACAUGAUAUAGUAUGAUGCAAUUUAAGUCGACUUAUACAAUCAAUGGAAGCAUAAACAAGUGAUUAAAUCGUGUAAACAUAUCAACUUUAUCAUGAGGAGACCAUUGCAAAUGCUUGAAACAUCGAUAUCUAUACUUGGCAUGUGACUUAUCAAACAAACAGCCAUUGUUGGCAUGCAUCACAUGACAUGGCAGCCAUUGAAAUCCACGCAAUGCCUUUGCGUGCCACGAAUUGUUGUUACAUACCGCCUAAAGACUGAUAUGUCUUUGGACAGCAUCACAUGGCCUUUAUAAGUAUAUGAGACGGUACAAAGCCUAUUAUCUAACACACACAAAUGUAUCGAUGAGAGCAACUGCGUUUCCAGAAAGAGAAACGACCUAUGAUUGCAAUAAAAAGCCUGAGAAGUGAAAAACUAACGCUAUCACUUAUGUUUGGAAGCUAAGCAGAUGAAGAGCCAAGUAAAAUUGACAAAAGUAAGGAAUGACAAAACCUUAAAAUGGUAUGUCUUUAAUGUAAAGCAAGUUGUCGAUGCAUAUACAUGUAUACAACAAUUAUUAGUUUGAUUUAAAUUAUGAUGCAAAACAUGUGGUAGAUGGUUUAACUACGUUUGUUGUUUUUUAAAUUAUUUUUUAUGGUUUACAAAUGUCAAUCAACUUUGUAUCACUAGUUCACAACUGAAACCAGUUUUUAUGAAUUUCUUCAUGAAAUGUUCUUUUGAUGGUUGUAAUUAUAUUGUUUAGCAUUAUUGGUUAGUUCUAUUUACAAUCGUACGAACAAAAUAUACGACGGUAUAUUUGAACUUGAUAUAAAAUGUUGCAUUGUUACGCCAAAGUAUAAGCUAUUGAAAAAAGAUUGCGGUUUGUAUGAUACUGUUUUGUAGGAAUCGUCUUAUUUCUUAUGUGUUGAUAUAGUUGUUCUUGUUAUCGUUGCAUUAUUAUUUUAUAAAUUACAAGCGUACACGUCUGGUGGUUAUUUUGCGUUAUUAAUUGCCAGAUGAAAUUGAAUGCACAUCUUGAUUAUCCGGACAUAAACCUUGUAUUAAUUUUAAAAGUAAAUGCGCUUUCACGUCGUUCGUUAGUUUAAAUAUUCGGAAUUACAUGAUUUUGGGGAAACUAAUUUUUUUCAUUUCUACCUGUGUGUAUAUAGGCAAUCAUAAUAUAGAAAAUUACAUAGCAUGCCCAUGUUAAAAUAAGUAUGUUGUCAUGACAUGUUAAUAUGUCCAACAGGGUAAGGGAAUCAUUGCAUUAGCGCCAAAAAUUGCAUAGUCACGCAAAACUUAAAAGCACACACAACCGUUAUUACUUUUAUUGUAAUGUAAAAAUAAAUGUUACUACUUUGCAAUAUUUGCAUUUAGAGCCCAAUAUGAUAUGUUUACUAUGAAUUUGUGAUUGAAAUGAAUAUUAGUUCAUUCCUUUCAAAAAAGUAAGGAGUGUAUUGAUUGCUUUGCAUUUAAUUAUUAUAUUUCUACAAACUAUGUUUAUAAAUAAACAAUGUCAAGUAACAAUAAUUAAGUACUUAAAUCAGUGCAAUAAAUAUUUACGGCGAUUUCUUUAUAAAUAUGAUUAAUAUGUCAAUGUAUCUAUUCAUCGAUGUUGAAAAAAAUACAUAAAUAUAA